AACACGUGCUUUCUGGGCGGCAUCGUGCUUCUGGCAUCGACGGCACUCAGCUCGCGGCCCGGCGCUCGUCCGAGCAGCAUGAGCCCGAGCGAGUUUCGGACCAACGUCGACGUGGACGGGGACGACACGCCCGACUUCCGAGGCUCCGGUUCCGACCGCGGUCUUUCCUCGCUCACCAGCCGCCUGCCGUGGGGCGUCAUUGUCAUCUACGGCGCCGCGUCGGUGAUCACGCGAGUCGCACAGACGACGGGCGUAGCCAAAGUGGCGUUCGACACCCGGUUCUGGAGCCAGCAGUCGGACCUGGUCAAGCAGGUGCUGCUGACCAUCGCGUCGUCGCUCAUGGCCGAAUUCAUGAACGCGACCACGCUCUGCGACGCCAUCCUGCCCAUGGUCGUCAGCCUCUCGACGGACACGGAGCAUGACGCCCUGUACUUCGGCUUGCCCGUAGCAGUGGGCGCCUCGGUGAACACCAUCAUGCCGGUCUCGCUGCCGCUGGUCAUGCUCCACGACGUGGCUCCGGUCACGCGCAAGCAGCUGAUCCUGACCGGAGCCUUCGUGAAGACCGUGGUGGUGGCCAGCAUCCUCGUCUCAAUGAACACCACGGGAGAAUACGUUUUAAACAGCAGCAGGCAAUUCAACAACACCGAGAGUCUACAGACCCUCCUGUUAGGCUAAACCAAUGGAGAAAGGACCGCGCAAGCUGCAAC
This is a messenger RNA of Rhipicephalus sanguineus (brown dog tick), 707 nucleotides long. Its product is annotated as sodium-dependent high-affinity dicarboxylate transporter 2-like. Lineage: Eukaryota; Metazoa; Arthropoda; Arachnida; Ixodida; Ixodidae. The record is from RefSeq and is a predicted model, not a curated record. The transcript has 4 exons. Bases 79 to 675 code for a protein of 198 amino acids.